GCGCGAAACUGGAGGCUCCAAAGAAGCCAUGGCCGGAAUGGAUCCACAGAGGCAACUCCUAACCCUAAUUCGCGAUUGCGCCUCCGAGAAAUCACAAGGAGAGAGAAGGGUGGUUGGCCUAAAGAAGAGAAUUGAAGAACUUCGAUCUGAGCUUGAAGUGGCAAAUGCGGAGCUUGAAGGCUCAAAGCGGCUCAAAGAAACUACCGAACAAGAGCUCAAAGGCUACGAAGUUGAAUUGGCUAUGAAUAUUGCUUCGAUUCAAGCCCUAGAGGGAAGAAUUUCUCAGAUUCAAGAUGAAAUAUCCUCCAUUGGAUCGGAAGUAGAGCGUCUUCAGAAUGAAGAAAGGGCUGAGCGCGAUAAGUUUAUUGGUCAGAUGUUUGAGCUUAACACCAGAAUAAGGAACUUCCAGGACAGAGUAGCAUCCAAAUUCCAUAAAGCAAAUAACAAUGGAAUUGCAGCAGUCAUUUCAGAAGCAGACCAGAAAGUUGUAAUGGAGGUAUUCACAGAAACUGAUUCAAGAAUUUUAGAGGACACACUUGCCCAUUUAGUCUCUAAAACAGCUAAAGAGGAGCAAGAAUACCUGGCAGAACAGAGUAUCCAAAAGCAGGUCCAGCAGGAAUAUGUUGAUCUUCAGAGGAAGGUUUCUUUGAUGGAGGUGAUAAUGAAAGAAACAAAAGCACUGCUGGAUUUGACAAGAUAUCCUUCACAACUUUUAUAUUGGGAAGGGCUGGCCUGAGCUAGUUAUUUUGCACCUAGUUGAGGUCUGGUUAAGAAAGCAAGUACGCAACUGGACUGUUAUUUUGGCUUAUAUGAUUAAUUUUUGUGAAUUGCUUUUCCAAGUAACUUGGGUUGUGACACGUGAGUACUGCCACAAAUUUCUUUUAACUCGAAACAAGCAGACUUCUGAAUUGGAACAGACUUGUGCUUCUCUUGGCGAGCAGUUGCAGAACAGAUGUGUGUGUCCCAGUUGUCAUACAGAUAAUGUGGAGUCUCUGAGUGGAAUUCUUCAGGCUGAUGAAGCGAAUUGAUCUCUUUUAAGUACUCUGUUUGCUAUUGCUUUGUUUUAAAUGUUGGUUAAAAAACUUGUGUACUAUGAAAUUGUACUCGAGGGACAUAGCAUUUAUGGCGCUUACCUGAUAUUUGGUGGACUCUCUAUUACACUGGAGAGUGAUGAUAAUGAGGCCUGGUAUUCUAUUCUAACAAAGACUGUGGACUAACAAUAAUGUGGAAAAGAAUCUUCAAUAAUGAGGAAAAGAUUCUUCAACUGA
Hevea brasiliensis (rubber tree) is the source of this 1268-nucleotide messenger RNA. RefSeq lists its product as uncharacterized. The transcript is spliced from 8 exons. The record is from RefSeq and is a predicted model, not a curated record. Bases 29 to 736 code for a protein of 235 amino acids. NCBI's taxonomy places the organism in Eukaryota, Viridiplantae, Streptophyta, Magnoliopsida, Malpighiales, Euphorbiaceae.